Molecule: messenger RNA, 1981 nt
Organism: Setaria italica (foxtail millet)
Lineage: Eukaryota; Viridiplantae; Streptophyta; Magnoliopsida; Poales; Poaceae
Product: threonine synthase, chloroplastic
Exons: 1
Coding region: 123-1700 (525 amino acids)
Biological process (GO): L-cysteine biosynthetic process
Cellular component (GO): cytoplasm
Molecular function (GO): pyridoxal phosphate binding; threonine synthase activity
Source: RefSeq, a predicted model, not a curated record
UUCGACUUCGCCUCUCAAAAAGGCUAAACCCUCCGCCACGUCACGCGCCUCCUCCCCUAAUCGUCUCCCCUCUCCCCAGUCCCCAUCUCGCCGCCGCGCCGCCAAGCCCCACCAACCGCGCCAUGGCUACCGCCGCCGCCUCCUCCUCCCUCUCCCUCCUCUUCUCGCACCCCCGCUCCGGCCACUCGUCCGCCCACAGGAGGGGCCCCCAACUCCGCCUCCCCGCCCGCGCCAGCCGCCCGCGCUGCGCCUCCUCCGACGCGCCCGCCACGGCCACGAAGCACCGCCGCCCCGCGGAGGAGAACAUCCGCGAGGAGGCGGCGCGGCUCCGGGGCCCCGCGCAGGGGUUCUCGGCGUGGUACGAGCCCUUUCCCCCGGCGCCCGGCGGCGACCCCAACGAGCGCUACUCGAUCGACGAGGUCGUCUACCGCUCCAGCUCGGGGGGCCUCCUCGACGUGCGCCACGACAUGGAGGCGCUGGCGCGCUACCCGGGCUCCUACUGGCGGGACCUCUUCGACUCCCGCGUCGGCCGCACCGCCUGGCCCUACGGCUCGGGGGUCUGGUCCAAGAAGGAGUUCGUGCUGCCGGAGAUCGACUCCGACCACAUCGUCUCCCUCUUCGAGGGCAAUUCCAACCUCUUCUGGGCGGAACGCUUCGGCCGCGAGCACCUCGGCGGGAUGAACGAUCUCUGGGUCAAGCACUGCGGAAUCUCCCACACGGGCUCCUUCAAGGACCUCGGCAUGACGGUGCUCGUCAGUCAGGUGAACCGCCUCCGCCGCGCCCCGCUCUCGCGCCCCAUCGCCGGUGUUGGCUGCGCAUCCACGGGAGACACCUCCGCCGCGCUCUCGGCGUACUGCGCCGCCGCUGGAAUCCCCGCCAUCGUUUUCCUGCCAGCAGACCGCAUCUCGCUGCAGCAGCUCAUCCAGCCGAUCGCCAAUGGCGCCACCGUGCUCUCUCUCGACACUGAUUUUGAUGGCUGCAUGCGCCUUAUCCGGGAGGUGACUGCGGAGCUGCCAAUCUAUCUUGCCAAUUCGCUCAACUCCCUUCGCCUUGAGGGACAGAAGACAGCGGCCAUCGAGAUAUUGCAGCAGUUCAAUUGGCAGGUGCCGGAUUGGGUCAUUGUUCCAGGAGGCAAUCUUGGGAAUAUCUAUGCCUUCUACAAGGGAUUCGAGAUGUGCCGUGUUCUUGGGCUUGUUGAUCGUGUGCCACGGCUUGUCUGUGCACAGGCUGCAAAUGCAAAUCCAUUGUACCGUUACUACAAGUCAGGGUGGACUGAGUUCCAGCCACAAGUUGCUGAAACUACAUUUGCAUCUGCAAUACAGAUCGGUGAUCCUGUGUCUGUUGACCGUGCUGUGUUCGCACUGAAGGCAACUGAUGGUAUUGUGGAGGAAGCUACAGAGGAGGAGCUCAUGGAUGCAACGACACUUGCUGACCGCACCGGGAUGUUUGCUUGUCCACAUACUGGAGUUGCGCUUGCUGCUCUGUUUAAGCUCCGGGAUCAGCGUAUCAUUGGGCCUAAUGACCGUACGGUGGUUGUUAGCACAGCUCAUGGGCUGAAGUUCACACAGUCAAAGAUCGACUACCAUGACAAAAAGAUCCAGGGCAUGUUGUGCCAGUAUGCUAAUCCACCGAUCAAUGUGAAGGCUGACUUUGCUUCUGUGAUGGAUGUUCUCCAAAAAAAUCUCAAUGGUAAGAUAUAAGCUUAUAUGUUUAAUUAACCCUCAAAGCGUUUUUUUUUGUCAAUUAUCAUCGCCAGGAUUCUAUUCCUGCAUCCUUUUGAACUAUGGUUGGUGAACAUGAUAUGGUGGAAAGAUCCAUAUCUUGUAGUACUAGGUCUGGAGGCUCUUCUAAUUAUAGGUCGAAGUGGAUAGAGCUAUUCCUUGUACUUUUAACUGUAUCAUGUAAUAUGAAUAAUAAAUUAUGGUCAAAGUGUUUGAAUGAAUAAAUGUUUGGAAUGGCCAAUGCUGGAUUGUGCUGUUUU